This is a messenger RNA of Boeremia exigua, 1359 nucleotides long. Its product is annotated as ankyrin repeat-containing domain protein. The coding region runs from base 150 to 1199 and encodes 349 amino acids. Gene Ontology annotation, molecular function: protein binding. The record is from RefSeq and is a predicted model, not a curated record. NCBI's taxonomy places the organism in Eukaryota, Fungi, Ascomycota, Dothideomycetes, Pleosporales, Didymellaceae. The transcript has a single exon.
AAUCGAUUCAUGCUCCGAUGGCUGCCUGCCUGAGACUGGACUAGGCACACGUGGCACGAAACACAACAUACACCCGAUCGAUCAUCCAUUCAAUCUUACCUCAAGUUGUCAUUUUGUAUUGCUCACACCAAUCACUUGCAAGCUUCGCAAUGUCACUUCUGAGCCUAUCGAAUGAAUUGCUUUACUGCAUAUUGGAAAGUCUCGAGUCCGAGAGAGACAUCAACGCUCUCGCACAAGUCAGUCGUCGCCUAUACCGCUUGCUAAACACCUGCCUUUAUUGUUUCAACAUACGGUAUUCCGGAUGCUCAGCGCUGCUUUGGGCUGCCCAAGAGGGCCAGAUAGCAACAGCUCGAAAAUUACUGGACGAAACAGAUGACGAUCAAGUCAGCAGCGACCAGUUCAGGAUAUCACUCUGUGUGGCAGCAGCAAAUGGCCAUGCGGAGAUUGUAGAGCUACUCCUUGAUAAAGGUGUUGAUGUCAACGCGCAGAGCAUCGCCGUAGACGACGGAGAUGUAGAGUACAACAGCACCUUCGCGCUCGAGGCAGCCUCAGAAAGAGGCCACGAGCACAUCGUAACGCUGCUGCUUAACAGGGGUGCCAAUAUCAAUGCGCAGAGCACACAUUAUUUCUCCAAGCAAGAGCAGUUCUACGCCAGCAAUGCACUUUGCGCAGCUUCAGAAGAGGGACAUGAGCGGAUUGUAAAGCAGUUACUUGACAAUGGCGCCAACGUCAACAUGCGUGGUGGAUACUGCGGCACUGCGCUUCAAGCAGCUGCAGCAGGUGGUUAUGCACAAAUUUCGAAACUGCUACUUGACGCAGGUGUCGAUGUGAAUGCGUGCGGCCAAUACUACUGGAAAUGGUGGUGCGAAUUUCUUGACAGCAACGCACUGUGUAUAGCUUCUGAAGAAGGCUACGAGCAUAUAGUGGAGCUACUCCUGGACAAAGGCGCGGAGACCGAGAUGCAGGGCGGUCAGUACGGCAACGCUCUCGUGGCGGCUUCAGCUAGCGGCUAUGAAAAGGUAGUAGAGCUGCUGCUGGACAAAGGUGCUAAUAUCAAUGCACUGGGCAAAGAACCCACCAUAGAUGGCGAUGUGUAUACAGAGAUCAGCGCACUUCAAGCAGCUUCAAGAGAAGGCCAUAAGCAAGUAGUAAAGAUGCUGGUGGCGAGGGGUGCUACAGGCAGCACCAUGCAUAGAUGAAAUGACCAAAGCACUCCAGGAGCCGUUGCAACAAACCCAUUAUCGCGUACGCUUUGUAAUUCUCUCGUACAAGCUACCAAGUUAAUUUCAAAAUAGCUAGUGUAUUAUGUGAUUGCGCUAUCCAAUCAUGUAUCUUUGCACUAUCUUGUACUCCAUCGGU